Messenger RNA from Paramuricea clavata, 1526 nucleotides. NCBI's taxonomy places the organism in Eukaryota, Metazoa, Cnidaria, Anthozoa, Malacalcyonacea, Plexauridae. The record is from the annotation of a GenBank genome assembly.
AUGGGGGAAGCACUCACAAAAUUGGUAGAUAAAGAUCCCAACCGAUGGUCUCAACACCUACCGGACGUACAACUAGCAUACAACACAGCAGUUCAUACAAGUACAAGAGUUUCGCCGUACGAACUAGUUUUCAAGGAGCACCUGCGAUCAAAAUUCGAAAUUAUAACAGAGAAGAUAUCACCAGCAAUGGUUAGAGAGAAAACGGAACUACUGCACAAGACUGUUAGUGAGGUAUUCCAAAAAGCACACGAGUCCGAUGCCAAGUUAGCGGAAAACGCAGAGAACGGUACAACAGUAAAACUUCGUUUAAAUCGUUGGGGGUGGGUCAACAAGUUUGGAAAAGAAAUUUACGAGCAAAAACAUUUGCAGAUCGGUGGACGGGACCUUAUGUCGUGGUAAAGCCCACGUCGAUAACCAAAACAUCUUAUGUAGUGAGAAGGAAUAAUGGAACUAAAGAAGAAAUUGUCCAUUACAAUUACCUUAAACCUUAUCAGAUUCGACCUGUCAAAAAACCAAAGUCAAGGAAUCCACCACAGAAGAAUGGGGUCGGACACCCAGCACUAGGUACCAGUGAGGACAGUGAAUCUGACAGCAGAGAAGAGGAAAUGCAACCAGAGAGAAGAUAUCCAGAAAGAAUUCGAAGACCUCCAAAAAGAUACACAUAAUACUUUUAAAGGGGGGAGUGGUGUGAUAUAUGGACAUUUAUAGUUACAUUGAAAUAGAUAUUCAUAAAUAGCAAGCCUGGUUGCAGGCUAUUAGGCAUGGACCUUCGGGCUUAAUAAUUAAUUGAAGACUAAGACUAUUAUUGUACAUGUGUUCGGAGUAAUACAAUAUAUAAAUUUACAGAGGAUCUAUGUAGAGAUGUAUAUGCGCAUUUCAGUCGAACUUCUAAAAGACAAGACGUGUACAAAGAGUUCCAGGCCUUUUUUAAUGCCCAACCGCUCAAGAUUCUAUCACCCGCGCAGACACGGUGGCUUUCUUUACAAGAGUGCGCAAACCAACUACUUGAACAGUUUGAAGCGUUGACCCACUAUUUCACCUUGACAGCCAACGAAGACCCAUCACACUCAAACGAUCGCAUUUUGGCAUCAUUACAGAAUCGUUUUACCCAGGCGUAUCUGGAGUUCUUAAGCUAUCAACUUGAGCGUCUUAAUGCAUUUAAUAGAUUGUUUCAGAGCGAGCGUCCUCUCCUCCACAUGCUAAAACCAGAAAUAGAAAGCCUUAUCAAGUCAAUUGCCUGUGACUUUAUGAAAAUCAACAUCGUAAAGUCAACGUCGCCAAACAAGCUAAACCCAACUGACGUCAACCAACACGUACCAUUAAGCGAGACCUACGUUGGCCUUGGAGCGACAGCUACUAUCCACGAAAUUGCUAGCGUGGCAGGGAAAGCUGAUGUUGAUAACUUCCUAACGACCUGUAAGAACCUUCUCAUCGAGAGCAUUCUUCAAAUCCAAAGUCGAUUUGACAUAGAUGAUCCAGUUCACGAAAUCAUUCAGUGCCUUUUACCAUCCAGCUUCGUUCAUUGA